This is a messenger RNA of Plasmodium cynomolgi strain B, 549 nucleotides long. RefSeq names its product ADP-ribosylation factor. Gene Ontology annotation, cellular component: cytoplasm. The record is from RefSeq and is a predicted model, not a curated record. Gene Ontology annotation, biological process: vesicle-mediated transport; intracellular protein transport. Gene Ontology annotation, molecular function: GTPase activity; GTP binding. The transcript has 5 exons. The annotation marks the transcript as partial. Lineage: Eukaryota; Apicomplexa; Aconoidasida; Haemosporida; Plasmodiidae.
ACAAUAUGGGGCUCUUCGUUAGUAGAUUAUUUAAUCGCCUCUUUCAGAAAAAGGACGUUCGAAUUUUGAUGGUAGGCUUGGACGCAGCGGGGAAGACUACCAUCCUGUACAAGGUUAAGUUGGGCGAGGUUGUCACGACUAUCCCGACGAUAGGCUUCAACGUCGAAACGGUGGAAUUUCGGAACAUCUCCUUCACGGUGUGGGACGUCGGAGGACAGGAUAAGAUAAGACCCUUGUGGAGACACUACUAUUCCAACACGGAUGGGUUAAUUUUCGUCGUGGACAGUAAUGACCGGGAGAGAAUUGACGACGCGAGAGAAGAACUACACAGGAUGAUCAACGAGGAAGAACUGAAGGAUGCCAUAAUCCUGGUGUUUGCGAACAAGCAGGAUUUGCCGAAUGCCAUGUCUGCGGCCGAAGUGACGGAGAAGCUGCACCUGAACACGAUCCGGGAGAGGAACUGGUUCAUUCAAUCCACGUGCGCAACGAGGGGCGACGGACUCUACGAGGGAUUCGAUUGGCUCACCACGCAUUUAAAUAAUUCAAAGU